AUGUCGGAUCUGGAAGUGGACCAGGACGAGAUUGAAGAGCGGUCAAGCUUGUAUGACACGAGCGACGAUGAACUACUAGAAGAAGUCGAUACAGCUCCUGGUGCAGUAGAAGAUGCUGACUGGGAGACUGCGCGAGGUGACUUUACGAAACAAUACAACCGGGCUCGACAGAUGGCUUCUGCUUUGCAAACCUCUUCUAAAGACACCAGCAGCGCAUUACCUGCCGUGAAUCGAGCACGUCUCCGCCAAAAAGCUGCUCCUGUACCUGGAGAAAGUAUUUCGACUGCAUCGGAAGAAAUUGCUGCACAUCCCAGCAAAUCUGCUGCACAGAUUGCUGCUUUGUCCAAAUUUGCAGCUCGCAUUCAUAUUGAAGACGCGUAUGACCCAUCGCGCGUAGCCGGCGGUAGCGUGGAUGGUACCGUUCCGCGAAAAACAAAUAAACUUGAAAUAAAUCGGCGUAAGGACAAGGCCGACCGUGCCACGCUCCAGCAAGUGUUGGAUCCACGUACGCUCUUAAUUCUCUCGAAAAUGAUACGCCGCGAGAUUAUUUCAGAAGUAAAUGGAUGCAUCAGCACGGGUAAAGAAGCAAGUGUAUACUAUGCUGUACGACCGCCUGCCUCACCUGAGCAAGGACCUGGCAGUGCCGCUAUUAAAAUCUACAAGACAAGUAUUCUUGUUUUCAAGGACCGUGAUCGGUACGUAUCAGGCGAAUUCCGAUUUCGUCACGGCUACUCUCGCCAUAACCCACGAAAGAUGGUGCGCCUGUGGGCUGAAAAAGAAAUGCGAAAUCUGAAACGACUGGUGAAUGCCGGCAUUCGUGCGCCGCCGCCUAUUGAGCUUCGAGAUCACGUCCUCGUGAUGGAGUUUUUGGGGGAUAAAGACGGGUGGUCAAGCCCACGUCUGAAAGACGCAGAAAGUCUGAUCUCACCAGAAGACUGGCCAAGGUUGUAUUGUGAGCUUCUUUCCACGAUGCGACUAAUGUAUCAUCGUUGCCGCCUUGUUCAUGCGGACCUAAGUGAGUACAAUAUCCUGUACCAUGAGGGCCAUUUGUGGAUCAUUGAUGUGUCACAGUCUGUAGAGCAUGAUCAUUUACAUGCUUUUGACUUUUUGCGUGAAGACAUUGCGCAUGUGGACGCCUACUUCAGCAAACACGGUGUGGAAACACUUGGUCUUCGGCAAACAUUCCAUUUCGUCGUUAAAGAGGCUGCGAGGUCUCGCGGAGGCGGUGUAGCUGGCCUUGAAAAGCUCGAACAUGGUGACGAGCAGAUCGAUGCCGCCGUUUUAGACAUCAAGAAAAAACAUGUUCAGGCCAAUGAGACCGAGGAAUCGCUCAUGAAAGAGCUAUCUCGUCUUUUGGACGAUACAAGGCAAACUGCAAUGACGACAGAUGCCGAGUCGUCAAGAGCAGGGCUUUCGAUCGUUGGUUCUCUCGUGAAUCAAAUGGACGAAGAGCAAAAAAAUGAAACGGAAGAAUCUGUAUUCCGUCAGAGUUAUUUGCCUCGCAAACUCGAUGAAAUAUACGAUCCUGAGCGUGAUGCAGCGAUGGUCCGUUCUGGUCAAGUGAGUAGCCUGAUCUAUUCCAGUGUGACUGGUCUAAAUGACUUGUACGACACUGAGGCAGACCCAGAUCAAGCCACACCAGACUACGAAGCGGCGGAACCGGACACGGAAGAUGCUACAGAGGACGACUCAGACAGUAGCAAAGAGCUCGACCCUGAACAAAGACAAAAUCAAGAACGCGAAGAACGCAAAAACCACAAAAAGCAGGUGAAAGAGGCAAAUCGUGAGCGCCGAAAAACCAAGAUGCCCAAGGCGGAAAAAAAGCGCCGCAUGAAAAAGACAACUCGCAAAAAAUAG
This is a messenger RNA of Malassezia restricta, 1857 nucleotides long. RefSeq names its product RIO kinase 1. Gene Ontology annotation, molecular function: ATP binding; protein serine/threonine kinase activity. Gene Ontology annotation, cellular component: cytosol; preribosome, small subunit precursor. The transcript has a single exon. Lineage: Eukaryota; Fungi; Basidiomycota; Malasseziomycetes; Malasseziales; Malasseziaceae. The record is from RefSeq and is a predicted model, not a curated record. Bases 1 to 1857 code for a protein of 618 amino acids. Gene Ontology annotation, biological process: maturation of SSU-rRNA; protein phosphorylation.